ACCCGGCGACAGUGAGAACGCAGUCAGAACGACUUGAACCUCUGUGUGGAAUAAAGCUGCGUGUGUAACAAAAUUCAUUAUUUCAAUCCGUACUGGAUUUCUUGACAAGCAACAUGACCUUUGAAGAGCUGAACGGAGAUUAUACUUCUGUCGAAAGGAUGGAUUCGGUCUCUAAAGCCCUUGAGGAAGUCCUCGCUUCUGCUUUGCUCCAAGGCUGGGUUACAGUCGGAGUUUAUGAAUCUGCAAAAGCACUGAAUGUAGACCCGGAUAACGUCGUGCUUUGCAUCCUGGCCACCGACGACGAGGACGUGAAGGACGUCGCCUUGCAGAUCCACUUCACUCUCAUCCAGGCCUUCUGCUGCGAGAAUGACAUCAACAUCCUCCGCGUGAACAACACCAGGCGCCUCGCCAAGAUCUUGGGAGCACCGGGGAAGCAAGGAGGCGAGCAAAUGGACCUGCAUUGCAUCCUAGUCACCAACCCACGUGCGUCUUCGUGGAAGAACCAGGCGAUGUGGAAAGUUAAUCGCUUCUGCCACGAGAGCCGCUGCAUGGACCAGUGGGUCCCCGUCAUCAACCUUCCCGAACGAUGAGACAAUUAAACCGGACGAAAGAAAAACCUUUAAAAAAAAAAAAACGACAACAAUAACAAAAUGUUAUAAAACUCCUGAGCGCUGCCUCCUGAGUACAGCGGAUCUUGGAACUCGAGCUCGGCCUGCUCUCGAGGAGGAGGAGGAGGAGGAGGAGUGUUUUUCUCCAGCAAGCCCUGUCAAGAUGACUCAGCGGGUUUUUAUUUUUGCUUUCAGGAACGUUGCUUUCAGAGAAAGGGAGGACGCUGAGCUGGAGGCGGAAAAAAAAACAAAUCAUGAACAGUCUGUGCUGAGCAGUGAAGCUCGCACGCAAAGGAUUUCUUUCUAGGAAGUGUGGAUUCAGGACGAGGCCGCUGGAGCCGCUACGCUGUUCAGUUUCUCAGAAAUCUCAAAGUUUAUGUGUUAUUUACGGUUUUCUAUGAUUAUUAUUAUUAUUAUUAUUAUUAAUAUUAUUGUGAAAACUAUUUUUUUUUUUUUUUUUUUGGGAAAAAAAAGAGAUGGAUUCAAACUUUUCCACUUUUCUGUACAAGUUUUUUUUUUUUUUUUUUGCGUAAGUUAAUCACUCAUUUCCUAGACUUUAAAUUAAAUUAUUUCAUAUUAUUCACUGUAAAAAGUAUUUAUGCUAAUUCCUUUUUAUACUACCAACAGACCUGUGAUUGGUUUCAGAUGUAUUUUGUGAUGCAAUAAAAUAUAUUUUGAAAAGAAAAAAAAA
Pangasianodon hypophthalmus (striped catfish) is the source of this 1299-nucleotide messenger RNA. RefSeq names its product growth arrest and DNA-damage-inducible, alpha, a (gene gadd45aa). Bases 114 to 590 code for a protein of 158 amino acids. Gene Ontology annotation, cellular component: cytoplasm; nucleus. The transcript has 4 exons. Gene Ontology annotation, biological process: regulation of cell cycle. The record is from RefSeq and is a predicted model, not a curated record. Lineage: Eukaryota; Metazoa; Chordata; Actinopteri; Siluriformes; Pangasiidae.